AUUACUAUCAUUUGACAUUGCAACUUCACUUGGGAACAUGGGUAGGAGGUGAGGGAAUGUAGGAGAUGUUGAAAUAGGAGAAGGUGCAAAUGGAGCUUGAUGUGUUCUCUUUCCCUUUGUUCUCUUCCUUGAAACCAAAAUAGGGUUCCCUUUCCUCCCACUCUGAAGAAGGAGAUGGAGAAGACAGUCAGAACUCCAGGGGAUGGGGCACAAUUCCUCCCCAUUAGGGAUAGAAAUUAAAAUGUGUGAAAUGCGGAAUAUGCAUCAUUGAAUGAGCACACAUAGUUCACAUCAAUGACCUCCAGCAGGGGAGAAACCGUUUAAAGGUAUGGAGUGUGGGAAACGUUUCACUGAUAUUGGAAAACUUAGAACAAAUCAGCGGACUCAGAUGGGCAGGAAAGGACUGCAAUGCGGGGAGUGUGGGAAGAACUUCAGUCAACAUGGACACUUAAGAUUACAUCAACGGACUCACACAAGGGAAAAAACUUUUAAAUGUCUGGAUUGUGGAAAGAGCUUCUAUCGGAGUGAUAAACUUAGGAGACAUCAACAGAUUCACACGGGGGAGAAACCAUUUAAAUGCAUGCAGUGCGGAAAGAGCUUUUCUAAUAAUGAAAACCUUAGAAGACAUCAACGGACUCACACAGGAGAGAAACCAUAUAAAUGUAUAGAGUGCGGAAAGAGCUUUUCUAAUAAUGAAAACCUUAGAAGACAUCAACGGACUCACACAGGAGAGAAACCAUUUAAAUGCCUGGAGUGCGGAAAGAGCUUUUCUAAUAAUGAAAACCUUAGAAGACAUCAACGGACUCACACAGGAGAGAAACCAUUUAAAUGCCCGGAGUGCGGAAAGAGCUUUUCUAAUAAUGAACACCUUAGAACACAUCACCGGACUCACACAGGACAGAAACCAUUUAAAUGCCUGGAGUGCGGAAAGAGCUUUUCUAAUAAUGAACACCUUAGAACACAUCACCAGACUCACACAGGAGAGAAACCAUUUAAAUGCCUGGAGUGCGGAAAGAGCUUCAGUCGGAAUGGAGACCUUAGAACACAUCAACGGACUCAUACAGGGGAGAAACCAUAUAAAUGUAUGGAGUGUGAGAAGAGUCAGAGUGGACACCUCAAUAUACAUCUACAGACUCACACAGGGGAGAAACCAUAUAAAUGUAUGGAGUGCGGAAAGAGCUUUAGUGAUAAUGGAAACCUUAGAAGACAUCAACGGACUCACACAGGGGAGAAACCAUUUAAAUGUUUGGAUUGUGGAAAGAGCUUCAGUCAGAAUGGAGAACUUAAAUUGCACCAGAGGAUUCACACAGGGGAGAAACUAUUUAAAUGUUUGGAGUGUGGAAAGAUAUUUAGUGAUAAUGGAAACCUAAGAAGACAUCAACAGACUCACACAGGAGAGAAACCAUUUAAAUGCCUGGAGUGCGGAAAGAGCUUUUCUGAUAAUGAAAACCUUAGAAGACAUCAACGGACUCACACAGGAGAGAAACCAUUUAAAUGUCUGGAGUGCGGAAAGAGCUUUUCUGAUAAUGAACACCUUAGAAAACAUCAACGGACUCACACAGGGGAGAAACCAUAUAAAUGUAUAGAGUGCGGAAAGAGCUUUACUGAUAAUGGACACCUUAGAAGUCAUCAACGGACUCACACAGGGGAGAAACCAUAUAAAUGUAUAGAGUGCGGAAAGAGCUUUAGUGCUAAUGGAACCCUUAGAAGACAUCAACGGACUCACACAGGAGAGAAACCAUUUAAAUGCCUGGAGUGCGGAAAGAGCUUUACUGAUAAUGAACACCUUAGAAGACAUCAACGGACUAACACAGGACAGAAACCAUUUAAAUGUCUGGAGUGCGGAAAGAGCUUUUCUGAUAAUGAACUCCUUAGAAAACAUCAACGGACUCACACAGGGGAGAAACCAUAUAAAUGUAUAGAGUGCGGAAAGAGCUUUACUGAUAAUGGACACCUUAGAAGUCAUCAACGGACUCACACAGGGGAGAAACCAUAUAAAUGUAUAGAGUGCGGAAAGAGCUUUAGUGAUAAUGGAACCCUUAGAAGACAUCAACGGACUCACACAGGAGAGAAACCAUUUAAAUGCCUGGAGUGCGGAAAGAGCUUUACUGAUAAUGAACACCUUAGAACACAUCAACGGACUCACACAGGGGAGAAACCGUAUAAAUGUAUAGAGUGCGGAAAGAGCUUUACUGAUAAUGGACACCUUAGAAGUCAUCAACGAACUCACACAGGGGAGAAACCAUAUAAAUGUAUAGAGUGCGGAAAGAGCUUUAGUGAUAAUGGAACCCUUAGAAGACAUCAACGGACUCACACAGGAGAGAAACCAUUUAAAUGCCUGGAGUGCGGAAAGAGCUUUACUGAUAAUGAACACCUUAGAAGACAUCAACGGACUCACACAGGGGAGAAACCAUUUAAAUGCUUGGAGUGCGGAAAGAGCUUCAGUCAGAAUGCAACCCUUAGAAGACAUCAACGGACUCACACAGGGGAGAAACCAUUUAAAUGCAUGGAGUGCGGAAAGAGCUUCAGUCAGAAUGGAAUCCUUAGAAACAUCAGCAGACACACAGGGGAGAAACUGUUU
This is a messenger RNA of Podarcis muralis (Common wall lizard), 2581 nucleotides long. Lineage: Eukaryota; Metazoa; Chordata; Lepidosauria; Squamata; Lacertidae. The record is from RefSeq and is a predicted model, not a curated record.